UAGCUGGAACUAUAGAUUCACAAGGAUGUUGUAAGAAUAGUGUAAAGCUGUUCCUUGUACCGUAUUGCAGCUUCCCUGAAGGUAACAUCUUAUAUAACCAGCAUGUUAUCAAAAGCAGGAACGGACAUUGGCACUGUGCGGUUAAGUAGACUUCAGACCUUACUCCUUCCGAUUUCACCAGUUUUUACAUGCACUCAUUUGUAUGUUUCUAACCGCGCAAAACUUUAUCACAAGUAGAUAUUGGUACAACCAGCACCAAAAUCAAGCUGCAGAGCUGACCCUGACAAACCCCCUGUACUCCUUCACACGCUCCUGUGUCCUCAUCCCUGACUCCUGGGUUUUCCUAAGACGUCUCUGAGCACAUGAAUGCUCCCACCGCCUGCUUUUCCUGCCUGGUUGUAUCCAGCCGCAGAUGUGGCAGAGGGACCUGUUGGUUUGCCCUCAGAGGCCCAGCUCGGCUGGGUGAUUCUAGUGGGAAGGAAAUCCUGGGUAUAAUUUAUUGUUGUUUCUUGAAGGAAUCAGUGAGAAUAUUCCUGAGAGGAUACUGUGGUUAUCAUCUCUCCAUCCAUCUAACUCUGGUUUGUUUUUAAGACGGGUUCACAGUAAGGCUAACCACCAUCUGCAGCAUACAGAAAGCAAGGAUUCCCAGACUUCUUUCAGGUCUGCCUGGGAUUAUAAAAGUACAGAUUCCCUCUCCAAACCUAGUGACCAGAUGCACCAGCGGCUGGCCAGGAACCAGUGUUGAGUACGUCCUCCUGCCACCAGUGACCAGGAGUUAAACUUUGGGAUGUGCAUGCGAUAAUGGACAACAAGGAUUUAGAAGCUGAAAUCCACCCCUUGAAGAAUGAAGACAGAAAAUCACAGGAAAAUCUGGGAAACCAGUUGAAAAAUGAGGAUAACUUACAAAGCACGCACCUGCAGUCCCGGCUUUCCCGAUGCCGCACGGUGGCAUUUUUCCUUUCGUUGUUUAUCUGCCUCUUUGUGGUGUUUGUCGUCUCAUUCAUCAUCCCGUGUCCGGACCGACCUGCGUCGCAGCGGACGUGGAGGGUCGACUACAACGCAGCAGUCACCUAUGACUUUCUGGCUGUGGAAGACAUAAACAGGGACAGGAUCCGAGAUGUUCUGUUUCUUUAUAAAAAUACCGACGGCAUCAAUAAUUUCAACCGAUCCUGCGCUGAUGAAGGCUUGUCCUCCCCUUGUGCCUUCGUGGCAGCUGUGUCCGGGGCCAACGGCAGCACGCUCUGGGAGAGGCCCGUGGCCCCAGAUGUGGCCCUCGUGAAGUGUGCUGUGUCUCAGCCAGGGGGCAGCAAGCUGUCAUCCGCCUGCAUCCUUGUGGGCAGACCCGAUUCCGUCAUUGCAGUCAACUUGUUCACAGGGGAAACCCUGUGGACCCGUCCCGGCAGCCCCGGCAGGAACGCCUCCAUCCUGAGCCCUUUGCUCCAGGUGCCGGAUGUGGACGGCGAUGGGGCCCCGGACCUGCUGCUUCUCACCCGGGAGGAGGAGGAGGUCAGCGGUUACAUCUACUCCGGCAGCACCGGGCACCAGAUCGGGCACAGAGGCAGCCUCGGCAUCGACGGGGAGAGCGGCUUCCUCCUCCACGUGACCAGGACGGGCGCCCACUACAUCCUCCUCCCCUGCGCAAGCUCCCUCUGCGGCUGCUCCGUGAAAGGCCUCUAUGAGAAGGUGACCAAGAGAGACGGCCCGUUCAAGAAGGACCCCUGGUGGGAGAACACACUCAACGCCACCACCUGUAGGGUGCUUGUGCACAGCGCUGGAGCAGUGCGCUACCUGGUGCCUGUCUCAGGGAAGGCUGGCGCGGAUGUGCUCCUUGUGGGCUCGGAGGCCUGCGUGCUGCUGGAUGGGCAGGAGCUGACUCCCCGCUGGACGCUCAGCACGGCGCGGGUCCUGAGAAAACCCAUUUUUGGCCACUACGAACCAGACACUUUGGCUGUGGUCAUUGAGAAUGGAACCGGCAUUGACAGACAGAUCCUGCUCCUGGACCUCAGCACCAGGGCCAUCCUAUGGAGCCUCACCCUCCCCAGCCUGCCUGGCGGCCCUCCCUCCUCCAGUCUGCCAACCGCGGACCACCGCUCCGCGUUCUUCUUCUGGGGCCUCCACGAGCUGGGCAGUGCCAACCAGACGGAGACCAGACCCGCCGGGCACAGCCUGUACAUGUUCCACCCCACCCUGCCCCGUGUGCUGCUGGAGCUGGCCAACAUCUCUGCCAACAUCGUCGCUUCUGACGUGGUCCUGUUUGAGCCAAGCCGCCAUGCUGCCUACGUCCUCCUGACGGGCCCGAUGAGCUCGGACGAGCCUGGCCUGGUCUCCGUGAUCAAGCACAAGGUGCGGGACCUCGUCCCGAGCAGUAGGGUGGUGCGCCUGGGGGCAGCCGGGCCGGACAGUGACCAGGCCAUCAGGGACCGGUUCUCCCGGCUGCGCUACCGGAGCGAGGUGUGAGAGGCGGGCGUGCCAGCCGCACCCUGCAGGGGCGACUCCAGCUACUGAGCCCAGACGUCAUUGGCCUUCCUGGUCUCCGUACUUGACUGUGGGUGAGGGACGCCCAGGCCUGCCCUGCUGCCCAGCGCUCCGUGUCCCUGAGUCCUCGCUCGGGGCUUGUGCUGCGCCCCACUGGGGUCUUGCUUGUGGCCAAGCUGCCUUUGUGGUGGCCUCCCCGGGCCACCUCUGGCGGGGCUUGGCCCCAGGGCACCCCAUCCUCACGUGGCGCCCUCACCCCGCCAGCUUCUCCCCAGGCCGGAGAGGCCGAGAUCACUGGAAGGGCCCGGGGUCUCCCUGAGGAUGCGCUGCCCACACUUCCUGCAGAAGUCCCUCCCUACCUUCUUGUGUGAUUCUUUCUGUGCACUGUCCCCCAGGCGCUCCGAGGGUAGGGGCCCUGGGGGAGGCCUCAGGGCAGCGGCUGGGACCUGAGGCAGCCCUGGCCCUUCCCAGAGCGAGGAGGGAACCCUCUAGCAUGGCGGGUGACUUGGGCCCUUCGACUCGGCCUACAGGCUCCGGGAAGGUGGGGCACUGGGGCCAGCGGCUGCUCGCAGGUGCCCGUGGGGGUUUUACCGCCCUCGUGCUGCUAUGUGUGCUGUGACUGUCCGGGGAGCUGGCCGUGGAAUGCACGCGUAGGUCGGUGCACACUGGAGCUGCUUGUCCCUCGAGGGCCCUGUGCCCUGGGCGUGGGAAGCACCUGGUGCCUCCUGCCGCCCCUCGGUGCUCUCACUCCCACCAGUCUGUCCCUGGCCCAGGACUCACCUCUGUGCCUUGUUGCUCCCGAGGCCAAGGGCGGCUAUGGGCCCUGCCCAGACAACAGAGCCCAAGACUUGUAGCCAAAGCAGCCUAAUGACUCCAGUCACCAUGGAAGAAACCAGAAUAAACAUUUUUGCACUGUCUGAAAGAG
Microcebus murinus (gray mouse lemur) is the source of this 3400-nucleotide messenger RNA. The record is from RefSeq and is a predicted model, not a curated record. Lineage: Eukaryota; Metazoa; Chordata; Mammalia; Primates; Cheirogaleidae.